Mytilus trossulus (common blue mussel) is the source of this 459-nucleotide messenger RNA. RefSeq lists its product as uncharacterized. Lineage: Eukaryota; Metazoa; Mollusca; Bivalvia; Mytilida; Mytilidae. The record is from RefSeq and is a predicted model, not a curated record. The transcript has 4 exons. Bases 61 to 459 code for a protein of 132 amino acids.
UUAAAGUCUAAAAUUAUAAGUACUGAUACGGAACAAACAAAAGGUCUUGAGGCAAGCACUAUGAAUGAAAUAUCAGCUGAAGGAAAGGGCACUAGAAACUCUUCAACUACACCAACAUUUAUUACUGAAAGUUCUGCAGAUAAUGCAAAUGAUGAAUACGUAGAGAGGAGUACACAAAGCAAUGUUAAUCAGAAAACAGGAAGCGGAACAGAAUUAAGCCACAGUGAAUUAUAUGCUCCAUUAGCAGGUGGACUGGUAUUAUUUCUGUCUUUAUUCGUUGGAUUCAAUAUUUGGAUAAGUCGAAAAUGCCGAACUGUGAAUUUUAAAAACGAAGAGGAAUUUCUGAGAGUAAAUACUUCAAGCAGUGCCCCCAUUUCAAAUACAGGCACAAAUUAUCCUCAAGUUGAAAACCAUGUGUCGGUAUAUGAGAUGAUAAAUGAAAACGAGAUGAUACAAUAG